CGUUGAUACCAUUUCCUUAUCCUCAACCACCAAACGAACGACACCUUCAUCCCGGACAAUCCUCACCUGUUCAUCUGUCCUGCGAGCUGACCUAGACCUCCGGCUCCAGCUCCGCCGCCUCAUCGCCCUGAUCCGAUCGAGUUGCGCUUCAUCUCCUGACAAUCGCUCCGCCGUCUCACCCGCACCUGCGCUCCGCUCCUCCUUUUGGCCUCGCGCAGGCCAUUUCGCUCGUUCCUCCUAUCGCACCUCAAUCUGGCCACGGCUUUGACGACGUCCUCCUAGCGAGGCGAUUUCGCCGUCGCUCUCCUCGUUCCAGCCUUCACUUCGUGUUGAGAUUGUCUACAUUGCAACGAUGCUUCUACCCAAAGGCGGCGUGACCUGGAAGUCGGCCAAAGCCAGGUUACCACCAUGGAAAGCCAUAUUAAUGUUUUUGACCCGCACACGUUUCCUGGUCGCGGUCGCCCUAACCGGGCUCAUUGUCCUAUUAUGGAGAGGAAUCACUGUAUCAACACGAGAGAUGUCAAAUUUUUACUGCUUCGGCCCAUCGAAGCCCCCGACACAAUUGUCAAAUAAUGAAAUGGUGGCAUGGACCCAGCACCUCCAGACGCCUGUGCUGUUCAACCACCACGAGCCUUACGAAAUCAACUCCAGCACCAUCCAGCGGAUCGACUUGAACCCGAUCCAGUCGACCUCGCGCGCAGUGAGCAACCGUGAACGAGUCUUACUCCUUACACCCCUGCGAGACGCCGCACCGUACUUGAUGAAGUACUUCGACCUGAUCUACGAGCUGACAUAUCCGCAUGACCUGAUCGAUCUCGCGUUUCUGGUCGGCGACUCGACGGACGAUACACUGGCAGUCUUGUCGUCGGAGGUGAACAGGAUACAGCAAAGAACCGAUAAGAUUCCUUUCCAUAGCGUGACGAUUGUCGAGAAAGACUUCGGUUCCGAGCUGAAUAUGGAUGUUGAGUCGAGACAUGGAUUUGCGGCGCAGGGACCUAGACGGAAAGCUAUGGGAAGAGCACGGAAUUAUCUGCUCUACGCAGCGUUGAAGCCUGAACACUCCUGGGUGUACUGGCGCGAUGUGGACAUCGUGGACAGUCCGAAGAAGAUCAUUGAGGACUUUGUCGCACAUGACAGAGAUAUUUUGGUGCCGAAUAUCUGGUUCCACCGCUACGAAAAUGGUCGCGACAUUGAAGGCCGAUUCGAUUACAAUUCGUGGGUCGAGUCCGAUAAAGGUCGACGUCUAGCAAACAGUUUGGACAAGGAUGUCGUUCUCGCCGAAGGGUACAAGGAGUAUGACACUGGGCGAACGUACAUGGCACGUAUGGGCGAUUGGCGAAAUAACAAGGAUGAAGAGAUUGAAUUGGACGGUAUUGGCGGGGUGAAUAUCCUGGUCAAGGCGGAUGUCCACAGAUCUGGCAUCAACUUCCCAUGCUACCCGUUCGAAAAUCAAGCCGAGACGGAGGGAUUCGCAAAAAUGGCAAAGAGAGCUGGAUAUAAAGUCUACGGAUUGCCGAAUUAUGUUGUUUGGCACAUCGACACGGAAGAAAAACCAGGCAACGCAGCUUAAACGUCACCAUGAAGAUUUUGUCGCAACAAAGGAAAAAGCGCUUUGUUCAUGUCAUUAGCUUAUGGGUCAGGGUGGGUUCGGGGUUGGCGGUCCCUGGUGUUUGUUCAUGUAUUGCAAAGAAAAGAAGAACCGUCGCCGUCGAUGUUCUGGUUCUGCUUCUGGACUAGCAAUAUGUCUCUCACUCUCGGGCGGCAGUUACAGCGACUUCAGGUUCAUGGGAUCAGGUACACUAAUACAGUAUCAUAACGUGCUUGACCUCGACCUCGGCCCCGACCUUGCAGCUUGACUUUGAUCCAGGGCUGUUCUUUUCGUCUCUGCUGUUCGUCUGCUUGUUAAUGUUGCCAGUCGCCAGACGCGUUUCUUGCCCGGCAGAUUAAAGCAUAUCUUGCGACGAAACCGCCAUCUUUCGGCGCUCACACCUGAACGACUCAUAUCGCCUGCCUGGGUAUCAAUGGGGAUAUGCACUUCUGGACAAAAGGGAAGGUGCUUGCUAAGUAAAUCCCAAUGGCUUGCUUGAAUAGAUGGUUG
This is a messenger RNA of Exophiala xenobiotica, 2098 nucleotides long. RefSeq lists its product as uncharacterized. Gene Ontology annotation, molecular function: alpha-1,6-mannosyltransferase activity. Gene Ontology annotation, biological process: protein N-linked glycosylation; cell wall mannoprotein biosynthetic process. Gene Ontology annotation, cellular component: mannan polymerase complex. Lineage: Eukaryota; Fungi; Ascomycota; Eurotiomycetes; Chaetothyriales; Herpotrichiellaceae. The record is from RefSeq and is a predicted model, not a curated record. The transcript has 5 exons. Bases 353 to 1570 code for a protein of 405 amino acids.